Messenger RNA from Hipposideros armiger (great roundleaf bat), 1145 nucleotides. It is a transcript of the gene GRM8, whose product is annotated as glutamate metabotropic receptor 8. Lineage: Eukaryota; Metazoa; Chordata; Mammalia; Chiroptera; Hipposideridae. Bases 594 to 1145 code for a protein of 183 amino acids. Gene Ontology annotation, molecular function: G protein-coupled receptor activity. The transcript is spliced from 2 exons. The record is from RefSeq and is a predicted model, not a curated record. Gene Ontology annotation, cellular component: membrane. Gene Ontology annotation, biological process: G protein-coupled receptor signaling pathway.
ACCCUCUUGUCUUCCCAUGAUUACAUUCCAGCGAAGAGGUUCAGAAAAGAGGGAGGCUUAGCUCGGGACUCCCAAGGCUCGGAGAUGUGAUCCCCCAAAAGUUUAGCUGGAGAACGGGAGCCUGAAGGGCGAGGGAAGGGGGCUGGCGCCCGGGUUGCUCUGCGGGCGCGCGGCGGCGGAUUUCCAGGCGCCCUCCCUCGGCUGGCCUGCCCUGGGUGACCUCCCGGACCUGCCCUGGCGGAAUCUGGACUUGCCCGCCGGGAUGACGAGGAAUAAUUCUGCUUCAGGGCUGACUUCAAGGAUGUGAAUUGUUGACCUCAUCCCAACAUCAGAACCUCAGCUGUUAUUCUAACUUUUGCACCAUUCCAGGCAAGUUUUCCCCACUGAGAAAACUUGAAAUAAAAUUGAACCUUAAGGGUCUGAUGGAAAUUCACUGUGACAUUCAAAUCAAGAAAACUUGCUGAACCCCAACAGAGCCUUUUCCACAUGGGCCCUGAUGGUAGCCUCCAGAAGGUACAGCCUCAGGUGGUCUUCCUUCUUCUGUGGCAAGAAUAAACUUUGGGUCUUGGAUUGCAACCCCACCCGUGGAGAAAAUGGUAUGCGAGGGAAAGCGAUCAGCUUCCUGCCCUUGUUUCUUCCUCCUGACCGCCAAGUUCUACUGGAUCCUCACAAUGAUGCAAAGAACUCACAGCCAGGAGUAUGCCCAUUCCAUACGAGUGGACGGGGACAUCAUUCUGGGGGGUCUUUUCCCCGUCCACGCAAAGGGAGAGAGAGGGGUGCCUUGUGGGGAGCUGAAGAAGGAAAAGGGGAUCCACAGACUGGAGGCCAUGCUUUAUGCAAUUGACCAGAUUAAUAAGGACCCUGAUCUCCUCUCCAAUAUCACUCUGGGUGUCCGGAUCCUUGACACGUGCUCCAGGGACACCUAUGCUCUGGAGCAGUCGCUAACGUUCGUGCAAGCCUUGAUUGAGAAGGACGCUUCCGACGUGAAGUGUGCCAAUGGAGACCCGCCCAUUUUCACCAAGCCUGACAAGAUUUCUGGAGUCAUAGGUGCUGCAGCAAGCUCUGUGUCCAUCAUGGUUGCUAACAUUUUAAGACUUUUUAAGGUAGGUAAAGGCAUCGUCUUUUGGACCAUUGCGAAAGGAUAA